This is a messenger RNA of Salvelinus fontinalis (brook trout), 11201 nucleotides long. RefSeq names its product protein FAM131A-like. Bases 479 to 1624 code for a protein of 381 amino acids. The transcript has 6 exons. NCBI's taxonomy places the organism in Eukaryota, Metazoa, Chordata, Actinopteri, Salmoniformes, Salmonidae. The record is from RefSeq and is a predicted model, not a curated record.
UCAAUUUUGUUGUGAUCCUAAAAGCACGUCCCAGACAGCCUGAUUUGUGCAUACAUCGAAUUGUGUGAAUUGGGCUGCUUGUGAAGUCUUGUGCACGGAAAAUAUAAGAGGUUAAAUGAGUCGUUUGUGUAUUGAACUAGACUGUAACCCUUGCUUUCAUCUUUGAGAUUAGAGGUUUCUAGAUUGACCAGAAAUGUGUUGACAAUAUUCAAUCAGUUGAGAAUAGGGAGGGACGGGAGCUUUCUUCUGGAGAAACUGCAGCAGAUGAGGAUGGAGUGCUAGCAUCAAGAUGCCGCGAGAACUGAUCUCAUAUAGCUUUUUGUUGGGCGCGCGAGGCAGGAGAGAGUGAAGUGCUUUCUCUGCUGUUAAAGGAUGCGGAGCUGAAGGUUUUAUGUUUGAAUGACAAGACUCUUCCGGCCGGCACGAUGGUUUUGACUGCAUUGACCCAGUUUAGCUGGAAGUGGCGGUCGACGGUCCUAUGUUGCGCGUGGACUGGAGCGAAGCUAACUCUGUGUCUGACCUGGCGCUCUUGGGGAACACGCGGACCUGCUUGGCUCGCAGACACAUUAGCCACGCGCCCCUAGAGACACUGGACCACUACGAGGUAAAUGUUGAAGACACCGUUGAAAUGUUACCAAAAUCGAGAAGAGCACUUACCAUUCAAGAGAUUGCGGCGUUAGCCAGAUCUUCAUUACAUGGCAUCUCCCAGGCGAUGAAGGACCAUGUGACACGGCCCACAGGUAUGGCCCAGGGCAGGGUGGCCCACCUGAUAGAGUGGAAGGGCUGGUGUAAGCCCACUGACACCCCCGCAGCUCUGGAAUCUGACUUCAACAACUACUCUGACCUCACUGAGGGAGAACAGGAGGCCCGCUUCGCUGCUGGUGUGGCGGAGCAGUUUGCCAUAGCGGAGGCUAAGCUGAGAGCCUGGUCGUCUGUGGAUGGAGAUGACUCUAAUGACGACUCGUAUGAUGAGGACUUCAUUCCCGCCAACGAGCCCACAACACAAAGCACAGAGGUGCCUCCUUACCUGAGGGACAUUCUUCAAAGUCAGGUGUGUCAGCACCUGGGUCUGCGGGGGCCGUGCUGUGAGGGGGCAGGAGGAGGAGAGGGGGGAGACAGGCCCUCCCCCACCUCCACAGACACCCUCUGCUCCAGCCUCUACAGCCUGGACGAGCAACACCCCUUACUGCGAGAUCUCACCCAUCACUGCGGCAACAACCACGGUAACACCGCCGAACUGGCUGCCAAGAUCCUCUCAGCCCUGCAAGGGGGGGAGGAGCUGCUGUUGGCCCGCCUCCAGAGGGUGGGGCAGGGGGUUAGAGGGGGAGGGGACUUCAACAACUUGAGGGGUGGGAGGAGCCGGCCGGGGGGGGAGGAGUCACCUUGCUACUCUGUGACCUACUCCGAGACCUAUCUGUCGCCCGGGGAAGACGAAGGUACGCCCUGCAAAGACUAUGAGGGCACCGUGGGCCAGGGAGAAGGAGAGCGCGAGGUGUACCCACCUGACUACGCCACCCACAGGAAGAUCUCAGAUGUAGCCUCCUCCGGGGUGGUGUCUCUGGACGAGGAUGAAGAGGAGGAAAAGGAGGAGGAGGAUAGGGAGAGAGAGCAGAGAAACCAAUGACUGCCCUGUCAUUGAUUUUUGUUUCAUCAAUUGUUCAUCCCUCCAUCUCUCCGUCCCUCCCAUGGCCUCUGACAUGUCUAAACCUGUCUGCAUGUUUUUUUAAUGACUUGAUCUCUUACUGCAGUGUAACCUCUCUGUCUUGGCGUCAUCGCAUCAUGUCGAUCCCCUACCCGCCUGCCCCCUUGACCAUUUGAUAUGUAUCAAUAUAUUUUUGUCUUGAGGCGUCCAAACAAUCUUUUCUAUCAAUGUGAAGCAGGAGAGCAGGACUGGCUGUCACAGGCUUCAGUAACAAGCCCAACGAUUGGUCUGUGGUUUCAGUAAGAAGCCCACAGAUUGGCCAGUGGGGUUCAGUGCUCCAGCCACCCACAACAAGAAAGCGAGUGACUGCUAAAAAAUAAAAGGGACACAACUGACAGGAAAAAGACUGACCCUUAAAACUCUGAAAUAUCUCUGCAUGUGUUUGCAAGUGCUGAACUGAACUUGUGUGCUGACCUGGUCUUGAGCACGUCGGUUUUGUAGUUUGGGCUGUUCUGUAUUACCCCUCCCUUCCUCUGCCCCCAACCAGAUACAGUAUAUCCCAUUGGUGGACAGGUUCCACUGCAUCCUGAAACCUGAAGCCCUUCCUCUCCUUUGCAAGAGAUGUUGGGUGCGUUCCUCUGCCCAAGCGUUGCUGACGCAUGCCAGAUCUUACAAUGCCUGGAUAGGUAUUUUACGUAUCAGCUAACCACAUAUGAUAUACCAAUCUGGUGCCCGACGGCACAGUCGAUGACGUGGCACGCAACCAUUGGAUGAUGCAUGCAAUGUCUGAGAAGGGGAGCGCUACCCCCUAGCAUCCUUCUGGGCAUGGCUUGCUGAGUAUGCCAAACUACCGUAUGUAACCUGUCACCAACAGUUAUGAACAAAUGCUGGAAUGUCUUAAAAGUGACAGGAAAUAUGUAUUUUAAAAACAAAAAAAUAUUUGUCACAAAUGAUUAUGACAGAAAUGAUAUGCUUUUAUUGUACUAGUUUUCUAUCAUUCAACAUGUUGUUAUUAUAAUUAUUCUGAAUAUCAUUAUGACUAUCAUAAUGACAUAUUAUAGCUACCAGAUUUUGUUUUUGGUUCUAUGGUUUCCUAAAUGGAAUUCUUAAUACCAAUGGUUCUCUUAAAAAACUACGAAGACAAAAACACAAAUAGAAUGUUCCAGAAGUGACCCUUUGAUGAAAGAGAUACUGUUUGGUGGAGAAAUUGUUGUACAAAGACAGGAACCUAGUUUCAGUGAGAAGGUGUUGAGUUGCAUUGGAGAUUUUCUAUAUUUUUGUAUACGUUGUCUUGCUUUUAUCUUUGCCUAUGCGGCGUGCCAGUGUAUGUGGUUUUUGCACGAAGCUAACGUGGCUGUAGAUUUCUCCUUUCUUUGUUAUCACUGUGUGAUAUAGUAUACCGGGAAAAAAUACAAAUAUGAACAAAAAAAGGUUUAUUUCAUUUUGAAAGAGGAUACUGUGAUACGGUUUGUUAUUGUCAUGAUCCUCAAUGGAAAAGUUUCCUUUUCUUUGUAAUUAUUUCGGACUUCUUUCUUUCCUGUUCAUAGCUGAUCCUAAAGCAACAUUCAAAGUUAAUUCUCUUUCCAUUCUUUUUCAAAGGAUGUCAAGAAAAGGGCAUUUUUUGUAAAUAUAUCGAAAUCAUUCCAUUGGCAUGGUGAUCUGAGGAACCUUAAAUUGGUUCGGUCAGAGGGACUGUCACUCAUACAACUCAGGAAGUCCCAUUGGUUCAGAGCGUCAGUAUAUCCCGCCCAUAAACAGCGAGCCACUGCUCAUUCAUCCUCUUUCUCAGCGAGUGUGUGUGUGUGUGUGUGUGUGUGUGUGUGUGUGUGUGUGUGUGUGUGUGUGUGUGUGUGUGUGUGUGUGUGUGUGUGUGUGUGUGUGUGUGUGUGUGUGUGUGUGUGUGUGUGUGUGUGUGUGUGUGUGUGUGUGUGUGUGUGGGGAAAUGUAUUCACGAUUAAAGCACAGAAUUAGUGCUCAGCUCACCUCUUCAACCCUUCACUGAUUGUUCAUGAAAGCCCUAGUGUGUGUGUGCAUGGUAAAAUAUUACACAUUCAACUAGCUUGCAUUUGUGCGUCCGCUCCAAAAACCCCUAAUGCAACGAUUCCCUUUAAACAGUGUUUUAGUAUAGCAAUGUUCUGACUGAAGGUAAAAGGCUUGGCCUACAUGAUGCUUUUGGAAAGGACAUCAACAGACCAAUCACCGUUCUCCCUUUUUGGAAACUAAAAAUUUGUUUUAGACUUUCUGCCAGAGAGAUGAUUAAAAGUAGAGGUGGCGUCAUACAUUUUAGCAACAUGAUUUGAAAUGAAACAACUGAAUUAUUUGAUGAUGACACUAACAACUGGUGGAUUGAAAGAGUCUGAGACACAAAUUCAACUCAGGGGAAACCAUUACGGCUGUGCCUUCAUUUAUAACCUUUGAGCUCUGAUUGGUCAUAUGGUCAGGUCAGUUCCAUUCAUUCUGUCCAAUGACAAAUGCUAACCCACCAUUGAGCCAGAGCCAUAGAUCCACUUGACAUCCACAACAUGCGGACAUUUACAUUAUGGUUCUACACAGAACUAUUGACAAUAUGUAGAAAGACACUUUGACAGCUGGGUGUUUUUUCUAGAAUGCAUCUUGUAAUGCUUUCUGUUUCUAAUGCAGUGUACUGUGCAUCCAUUUAUCAUGGUUGAUGAGACUGUUUGGAGUACGAGUUUCUUACUUAGUGCUCUGCUCACUGUUCUUUUAAGUUCAUCGAGUUACUAAUGUUUGUCUUUCUGCCUUUAUUACAGCUGUACGAAGUUGCUCAUAUGGUAUUGGACCUCCUCUUUGACAAGGUCAAGGGUUAAAAGUCAAACUAGAGUUGUGUAAGGUUCGAUCCUGUUACAUCUGUUUCCAGCUUGUCCUGGUGUUUAGAUGAUUGGAGGGUUUGAGUAUUGUCUAGUUGGAGGGACACUGUCACUGUCCUUUCACUGACAUUACAGAGAGGGGAUGUUUGCGUCUGGGACAAGGUUGUGAUUUUGUCCUGAUGCAAUGGCGUGUGUUGCAUUGUUCUCUGUCCCCCUCCCAGUCUGGCUGCACGGCACACUCACUGAAAGUGUUCCCCUGGUGGUGUGUGACUGGCACCUUGGUUCCGGGCAUCUCGUUCACACACAGCUGUCACAUACACUCUCCCUCUGUCUCCAUCUGUCUCAUUUUCUCUCCCCUUCCUCGUUCCCUUCUCCUUUCUGUCUCUGUCCCUUUGUCUUCCGCAUCUCCUGUCUCCCACUUUCACCCUCAGUCUGUUUCCAUCUCCUUCUGUCCCUUCUUCUCUCUCUCCCUCCCAUCCUCCCCCUAUCCUUAUUCACAGGAGCCCUCUCUUAUGUAACUGGGGGACGGCAGGGCUGAGUGCUACCUUUGCCGACAGGCAAUUAGCCAGCGAUGAUGUAAGAACAACUGAUGGACACGUAGAGCAAUGGGAGAUGUAUAUCUCUCUUUAUUUUAUCCUCUCCUGCUGUGUCUCUUUAUCGUUCCUGUCUCUCCUUCUGUCCUAAUGCGAGUCUUUUGAGGUAAACUGCCCCAAAAAGCUGAUGGUGGUUGCUGUAAGAGGUGGGUGAUGUAACGGGGUGGUGCCACUGUCCUGUGAUUGGAUGAAUGUACUAUGAUUUAUACUGCGUCAGCCAAUGGGAAUGAGCGUCCCAUUCCUAGUGUGGCACAGAUGGAUUUUAAAGGGAGGCAUGUGUGUGUGUGCGAGUGUAAAGUGAGAGAUUGGCGAGAGUGGCAACAUGUUCUGUGGGUGGCCUGUUGCUCUAGGCCAGUACUGACAUUGGGCACUUAUCACAGACUUUGUGUGUGAUAGACAUGGCCGGGAGAGCGCCCCUGUCAGACAGUGGCAGUGGCGAUACACUACGUUAACAUUUCAUUCUAAAAUCAGGGGUAUUAAUAUGGAGUUGGUCCCCCCUUUGCUGUUAUAACGGCCUCCGCUCUUCUGGGAAGGCUUUCCACAAGAUGUUGAACAUUGCUGCGGGGACUUGCUUCCAUUCAGCCACAAGCAUUAGUGAGGUCGGGUACUGAUGUUGGGCGAUUAGGCCUGGCUCGCAGUUGGCGUUCCAAUUCCUCCCAAAGGUGUUCGAUGGUGUUGAGGUCAGGGCUCAGUCAAGUUCUUCCACACCGAUCUCAACAAAUCAUUUAUGUAUGGAAACAAGAAAGGGCCUUCCCCAAACUGUUGCACAAAGUUGGAAGCGCAGAAUUGUCUAGAAUUCCAUGGUAUGCUGUUGCGUUAAGAUUUCAUUUCACUGGAAGUAAGGGGCCUAGCCCGAACGAUGAAAAACAGCCCCAGACCAUUAUUGUUCCUCCACCAAACUUUAUAGCUGGCACUAUGCAUUCGGACAGUAGCGUUCUCUUGGCAUCCGCCAAACCCAGACUCGUCCGGCGGACUGCCAGAUGGCGAAGCGUGAUUCAUCACUCCAGAGAACGCGUUUCCACUGCUCCAGAGUCCAAUGGCGGCGAGCUUUACAACCCACUUCAUUAAGCUCCAUAGGCAGUUUGGAGCUUGGUAGUGAGUGUAGCAACCAAGCUCUGCUUGUGUGGCCUACCACUUUGCGGCUGAACCGUUGUUGCUCCUAGACGUUUCCACUUCACAAUAGCAGCACUUACAGUUGACCGGGGCAGCUCUAGCAGGGCAGAAAUUUGACGAACUGACUUGCUGGAAAGGUGAAAUCCUAUGACGGUGCCACAUUGAAAGUCACUGAGCUCUUUAGUACAGGCCAUUUCACCGCCACUGUUUGUCUAUGGAGAUUGCAUGGCUGUGUGGUCGAUUUUAUUCACCUGUCAGCAACGGGUGUGGCUGAAAUAGCAGAAUCCACUAAUUUGAAGGGGUUUCCACAUACUAUAGAAUAUGAAUAUUCAGCCUGUAGUCAGCCAAUUGCCCUCACCACCCCACACCCACAGGGUUAACAUCUAGACACAACAGGCCUGUUUAACAUCUAGAUACUUCAGGCCCUCUGUUGAACAUCUAGAUACUACUGGCCCUCUGUUGAACAUCUAGAUACUACUGGCCCUCUGUUGAACAUCUAGAUACUACUGGCCCUCUGUUGAACAUCUAGAUACUACUGGCCCUCUGUUGAACAUCUAGAUACUACUGGCCCUCUGUUGAACAUCUAGAUACUCCAGGCCCUCUGUUGAACAUCUAGAUACUCCAGGCCCUCUGUUGAACAUCUAGAUACUACUGGCCCUCUGUUGAACAUCUAGAUACUACUGGCCCUCUGUUGAACAUCUAGAUACUCCAGGCCCUCUGUUGAACAUCUAGAUACUCCAGGCCCUCUGUUGAACAUCUAGACACUACUGGCCCUCUGUUGAACAUCUAGAUACUACUGGCCCUCUGUUGAACAUCUAGAUACUACUGGCCCUCUGUUGAACAUCUAGAUACUACAGGCCCUCUGUUGAACAUCUAGAUACUACUGGCCCUCUGUUGAACAUCUAGAUACUACUGGCCCUCUGUUGAACAUCUAGAUACUCCAGGCCCUCUGUUGAACAUCUAGAUACUACUGGCCCUCUGUUGAACAUCUAGAUACUACUGGCCCUCUGUUGAACAUCUAGAUACUACUGGCCCUCUGUUGAACAUCUAGAUACUACUGGCCCUCUGUUGAACAUCUAGAUACUACUGGCCUUCUGUUGAACAUCUAGAUACUACUGGCCCUCUGUUGAACAUCUAGAUACUACUGGCCCUCUGUUGAAUAUCUAGAUACUCCAGGCCCUCUGUUGAACGUCUAGAUACUCCAGGCCCUCUGUUGAAUAUCUAGAUACUACUGGCCCUCUGUUGAACAUCUAGAUACUCCAGGCCCUCUGUUGAACAUCUAGACACUACUGGCCCUCUGUUGAACAUCUAGAUACUACUGGCCCUCUGUUGAACAUCUAGAUACUACUGGCCCUCUGUUGAACAUCUAGACACUACUGGCCCUCUGUUGAACAUCUAGACACUACUGGCCCUCUGUUGAACAUCUAGAUACUACUGGCCCUCUGUUGAACAUCUAGACACUACUGGCCCUGCAUACAGAACUAGGAGGAAACAGCAGUCUGCUGUAAACGUCUCAUUGGAGAGCUAGUGUGUAAUCUUCACAGAUUAGAGAGUAGAGCUGGGAGUGGAGAGUUGGGCUGUGUUUAACCCACAUUAGCCUCUGCCGCCACAGCAGUGCUUAAUUAAAACGACCCACAAUUCCCUGUGCGCUGGGCGGUGAGGUGACACCAAGGUAAUGUCGUGGCUCCGGUGCACACAUACACGCACAUCUAAACACGCACACAGACACAUAGACGCACAUUAAAACACACUUGCAUACACACACACUUCGCUGUAAUUCCCUUAAUUGUGAAUGCAACUGGUAUACAGAGCCUAUGAAGGAAAUGCAACAGCUUUAUAUGUAAAAAGAUGCAAUAUACCAAGAGCACUUAGUCUCCCACUGUUCGCCAGAAGCAAGCUAACCAUGAAACAAAGUCUACAACUAUAAGAGCCAGAGUGAAAGUACCAUGUCACCUCUUCCUGUCGCUCCUCUUACUGAUAACUGUGAAACUUCAACUCUAUCAUUACACACACACACCUCUAAUCCCUCAGAGAUGUAAUCUUUUUUCACCAUUCUCUCAUUUCCUUUCCUCUCAUUGUCUCAUUGUCCUUUCCUGUCAUUUAUUUCUCUCAUUUCCUUUCCUCUCAUUUAUUUUCCUCUCAUUUGCGAUCCUCUCAUUUAUGUAUUUUCUGUUGUUCUUUUGGCUGAAUGUACUACUUUGAAUAUUGCCACUUGAUAAAAAAAAAAAAAGACCUGGCCUUUGUUUGCUGCACCUGACAUCAUUUGAAGUUCUUAAUAAAAUAUCCUUAAUGUUCUUUGCAAAAAAAAAUAUCCUGACUUGGUAUGAUUGUGUGAUUUCCUGGCUCGAUGGAAGGGAAUUAUGGAAAAAAGAAAAACGAAAUAAGUCGCAGAGUUUGUGGAAAGCACUUAACAAUCACAUAGGAUUCCAAGAAGCUGCUGAAUGUAUUUGAUUUGAUAAUGUACUUUUCCAUUAACUCAGCUCAAUACACAUCAUUAUAGAACAAUUUACAGUCUCUGGAACAACCUUUACACCUCUGAAAAGGACAGAACUCACUCACCUCACCCCUGUAACACACACACACACACAGAAAUAGACAAUGCUAUUUUGUUAUCAUAAAGUACCACAGACUGCCUGCCAUUUUCUUGUGGGGAAUGGUGUAAACAAAUAAUUUAUUUCCCUGAGAGAAAGAAAGGGCCAUUCCCUAUAGGAAAAAACAGUUCUCUCAAUCAUUAUAAACUGGGUGGUUCGAGCCCUGAAUGCUGAUUGGCUGACAGCUGUGGUAUAUACCACGGGUAUGACAAAACAUGUAUUUUUACUGCUCUAAUUACAUUGGUAACCAGUUUAUAAAAGCAAUAAGGCACCUCUGGGGUUUGUGAUAUAUGGCCAAUAUACCACGGCUAAGGGCUGUUCUUAGGCACGACGCAACGCGGACACAGCCCUUAGCCGUGGUAUAUUGGCCAUAUACCACACCCACUCGGGCCUUAGUGCUUAAAUAGAACAUACCAUAAUAGAAAAGAUAUUGGCACAAUGUAAAAAGCCAACUAAGGUGCACAGCGCCUUGCAAAAGUAUUCAUCCCACUUGUCUUUUUUUCCUAUUUUGUUGCAUUAGAGCCUGUAAUUUAAAUAGAUUUUUAUUUGGAUUUCAUGUAAUGGACAUACACAAAAUAGUCCAAAUUGGGGAAGGGAAAUUAAAAAAAUUACUUGUUUCAAUAAAAUAAAAUAAAUAAAUAAAUGGAAAAGUGGUGUAUGCAUAUGUAUUCACCCCAUUUGCUAUGAAGCCCCUAAAUAAGAUCUGGUGCAACCAAUUACCCUCAGAAGUCACAAAAUGUAUUAGAUUGCACACAGGUGUACUUUAUUUAAGUGUCACAUAAUCUCAGUAAAUAUACAGCUGUUCUGAAAGGCCCCAGAGUCUGCAACACCCCUAAGCAAGGGCUACCACCAAGCAAGAGGCACCACGAAGACCAAGGAGCUCUCCAAACAGGUCAUGGACAACGUUGUGGAGAAGUACAGAUCAGGGUUGGGUUAUACAAAAAUAUCAGAAACUUUGAACAUCCCAUGGAGUACCAUUUAAAUCCAUUAUUAAAAAAAAAAUGUUUUGGCAACACAACAAACCUGCCAAGAGAGGGCCGCCCACCAAAACUCACAGACCAGGCAAGGAUGGAAUUAAUCCGAGAGGCAACAAAGAGCCAAAAGAUAACCCUGAAGGAGCUGCAAAGCUCCACUGUGGAGAUUGGAGUAUCUGUUCAUAGGACCACUUUAAGCCAUACUCUCCACAGAGCUGGGCUUUACGGAAAGUGGCCAGAAAAAAGCCAUUGUAAAAAAUAAUAAUACGCAAACACGUUUGGUUUUCGCUAAAAGGCAUGUGGGAGACUCCCCAAACAUAUGGAAGGAGGUACUCUGGUCAGAUGAGACUAAACUUUAGGUUUUUGGCCAUCAAGAAAAAUGGCGCAAACACCUCUCAUCACCCCAAGAACACAAUCCCCACAGUGAAGCAUGGUGGUGGCAGCAUCAUGCUGUGGGGAUGUUUUUCAUCGGCAGGGACUGGGAAGCUGGACAGAAUUGAUGGAAUGAUGGAUGGCGCUAAAUACAAGGAAAUUCUUUCAGUCUUACAGAGAUUUGAGACUAGGACAGAUGUUCACCUUCCAGCAGGACAAUGUCCCUAAGCAUACUGCUAAAGCAACACUCAAGUGGUUUGAGGGCAAACUUUUAAAUGUCUUGAAAUGGCCUAGUCAAAGCCCAGACCUCAAUCCAAUUGAGAAUCUUUGGUAUGACUUAAAGAUUGCUGUACACCAGCAGAACCCAUCCAACUUGGACCUGGAGCAGUUUUGCCUUGAAGAAUGGGCAAAAAUCCCAGUGGAUAGAUGUGCCAAGCUUAUAGAGACAUACCCCAAGAGACUUGCAGCUGUAAUUGGUGCAAAAGGUGGUUCUAAAAAGUAUUGACUUUGGGGGGGUGAAUAAUUAUGCACGCUCAAGUUUUCUGUUUUUUUUGUCUUGUUUCUUGUUUGUUUCACAAUAAAAAAAAAUUUGCAUCUUCAAAGUGGUAGGCAUGUUGUGCAAAUCAAAUGAUACAACCCCCCAAAAAAUCUAUUUUAAUUCCAGGUUGUAAGGCAACAAAAUAGGAAAAAUGCCAAGGGGGGUGAAUACUUUCGCAAGCCACUGUAUAGCUCCAGGGAAAAGUCUGACUUGGACAUGAGAGAAUAUCGUCUUUGAAAAGUUUUCAUUUUCUAACACAGUCAUAAAAAUUGUAAAACAUCUGGCUGCAGAUGACAAUCAUGUAACUCUCUACGUAUGGGUAUUGUAUUGUGAAUGUUAACAGUCAUAGUAUGUGCUAUAAUACUGACUUGUUUUUAUAACCAUUUUAUAGAAUGAUUUAAUGAAUAAUCGACAUGAUUCACAGAACAUUUCUCCAAAUGUAGUCCCAGCUGGAAAGGGAGCAGAUACUAAUGUAACAGUUAAUAAACAAGUCAACAGCUUUAUACUGGCAUAACGUGCUGGCAUAAAAUACUUAAAUAAAGUACUGGCAUAA